AUGGGCCCUCCGUUUCUAAACCUCAAUGAAGAGGUUCAUGCGGACAAUAAAUUUUUGGGAUGGGAGGAAGUCGAGUUUGAUGAUGCAUGUUGGAGGAACGCUGAGAUAAAGACCUUGAAGAGAAAGAUGUCACCAAUGCUAGAUGCAAGGAAACUCAUGCCCAGGCCCAUCCCUCACCUGCCUGAAAUAUCUCAGCAAUUUGAAAAUGCAGUAACAUGCUCUGAAAAUUCGAGCUUGAGCGACUGGAAAAUGCUACUGCAAGACGAUAUACCUUUGAAGUUAGAGGCUGGCACAGAUACAAUCGUCGAAAUCGAAUCGAAUAGCUUGACUACUGGAUUUCUUGAAUUUAGCUUCGAGAUUGACGGCUAUGCAUCUCUUGCACCCAAGAUUGAAAUUCUCUGUGCUGAAUCCUAUGAGAAUGAUAUGGAUAGUGGCCAGCCAAGGUCAAAAGAGGACCGUACGAAUUUCAAGACUGGAAAAUUGUAUGGACCAAUUGAUGCAUACAUCUGUCAUGCAAACCAGACAAAAUGUUAUUACGAACCUUUCUGGUGGCGCACAUUCUGA
Botrytis sinoallii is the source of this 564-nucleotide messenger RNA. RefSeq lists its product as uncharacterized. The transcript has a single exon. The coding region runs from base 1 to 564 and encodes 187 amino acids. The record is from RefSeq and is a predicted model, not a curated record. NCBI's taxonomy places the organism in Eukaryota, Fungi, Ascomycota, Leotiomycetes, Helotiales, Sclerotiniaceae.